Molecule: messenger RNA, 921 nt
Organism: Elephantulus edwardii (Cape elephant shrew)
Lineage: Eukaryota; Metazoa; Chordata; Mammalia; Macroscelidea; Macroscelididae
Product: melanoma-associated antigen B4-like
Exons: 1
Coding region: 1-921 (306 amino acids)
Biological process (GO): negative regulation of transcription by RNA polymerase II
Cellular component (GO): nucleus
Source: RefSeq, a predicted model, not a curated record
AUGGGGACUCUCCUCCUCAUGAGGCUGCUUAGUGUCCCCCCUGGUCUUUCCGUUGAGCUGAGUUCUCAGGGAGUCCCACCCAUCCCCAAUGUUGAUGCUUAUGCCUUUUGCACAGGGGCUGAUAGGGGUGACCAGAGCCAAUAUGGUGGGGGUGCUAGUUCCUCAGAGAACGCUGCAGAGGGCUCCCAGAAAGAUCCUCUCAUCAAGAGGAUGAGCCUUCUGGUGCAGUUCCUGCUGCACACGUAUAAGAUGAAAGAGCCAUUGAUCACCAAGAAAGAAAUCAUGAAGAUCAUCAACAAGAAGUACCAGGAGCGCUUUCCUGAGGUCCUGCAGAGAGUCUCUGAGCACAUGGAGCUGGUCUUCGGCCUUGAGCUCAAGGAAGUCGACCCCAGUGUUCCAACCUACCUCCUGGCCAAUGUGCUAGAGAUCAACAGGGAAGAUUAUGUCUUUGAUACGAAGAGGUUCCCCAAGUAUGGGCUGCUGCUGCCUAUCCUGGGCAUGAUCUACAUGAAUGAAUACCAGGUCAGCGAGGAGCAGCUCUGGCAAUUCCUCAAUCGAGUUGGGGUCUCUGAUGGGAAGAGGCACUUCCUCUUUGGAGACCCCAGGAAGCUCCUCACCAAAGAUGUAGUACAGGAAAAGUACCUGGAGUACCGCCAGGUGCCCGGCAGCGAUCCUCCAACUUUCCAGCUCCUGUGGGGCCCCAAGGCCUAUACCGAAGCCAGCAAGGCCAAGGUCCUAGAAUUCAUCGCCAAGAUGCGGAGAAUGGAUCACAAGGCUUUCAAAAUCCUGUUUGUGGAAACUUGGAAAGAGGAAGAAGAGAGAGCAGCAACCAUGACGUGGUCCGUGGGUAAUUUUAAUGCCACGGCUAGGGCCCGAUUCAGGGCAAAGUCCAGCAAGGCUUCCCGUGAAAAGAGAGAAUAA